AUGCCCCUCGUCUUCACCAGUCCGCCGUUUACGACUUAUGAGUCCCUUUUACUAACUACGUCGUUUGCCCUCAUCUAUGUUGGCUCGCUAUAUGUUUCCAAGCAUGGCAGGUUGUCAUUUGUGGCCAAAGUUGUGCCUCCCCAGCGAGACGGUGAGGAGCGGCGAAGACACGAGAGUGAACGGUGGAGGGAUGACCCAGAUGUCAUACGGGCUCGCUUAAUUGCUGUCACCUUCGCCAGCCUGGUCAGCUGCACGAUGGUGUUCGGUGCUUUGUGGCAAGCCAUAGGCCCUGAGACCAUUGAGGUUACCCUACGAACCGCCCUCGUUCGCUUAGGUUUCUCGCUGCCGGCGUUUACACUCGACGCCCUCCUUCCGCACUUGAUCACACCGCUUCUCUUCCUCGGCCCUCUGUACGCUCUAUACCUGGACUUCUCUUCGCCGCUCUCCACGACUGGCUCAUUCAAAGAAGUGCUACUGUCCUGGCAGGGCGCCAGGAACUACGUCGUUGCCCCGAUCACGGAAGAGAUCGUGUUUCGCGCGUGCGUGCUCGCGGUGUACAACCUAUCGGGUGCAUCGAGGGCGAAGAUGAUAAUGCUUGCACCAUUAUCAUUCGGUGUUGCGCAUGCCCAUCACGCGUGGGACACGUUCAAUCGCUACGGGCGUACUCCCGCAGCCGCAAAACGCGCACUGCUCAUGACUCUGUUCCAGCUAUCCUACACGACGCUCUUCGGGUCGUUCGCUUCCUACCUGUUCUUGCGGACAGGUUCCAUCUGGCCCCCAAUAACGGCGCACAUAUUUUGCAACGUUAUGGGCAUACCCCAGCUCGGAUACGAGGUGUCCAAGUUCCCCCAGCAGAAGCGAUUUAUUUAUCUAGCCUAUGUGACUGGGAUCCUCGGCUUCGUGAUGAAGAUUGUGCCGUGGACGAAAACACCGGACAGUCUCUACUGGCAACCCCGAGGUCCCGCUGUGGCCUACUGA
This is a messenger RNA of Pleurotus ostreatus (oyster mushroom), 978 nucleotides long. RefSeq lists its product as uncharacterized. NCBI's taxonomy places the organism in Eukaryota, Fungi, Basidiomycota, Agaricomycetes, Agaricales, Pleurotaceae. Gene Ontology annotation, molecular function: metalloendopeptidase activity. Gene Ontology annotation, cellular component: endoplasmic reticulum membrane. The transcript has 6 exons. The record is from RefSeq and is a predicted model, not a curated record. Bases 1 to 978 code for a protein of 325 amino acids. Gene Ontology annotation, biological process: CAAX-box protein processing.